UUUUCGACCAAACCCCCAUCCCUCCUGAUUUGCCGCCCUGGCAGGCGGUAGCAAGUCCUGAGCAGUAGCCAAGAUGGUCACGUUUGCGUGGCGGAGACUGCACCUAGUUGCAAAAGGGGACGGUCGCUAUCUGUGUCGCCCUCUCUGGGCGAAUGGUGGGGCCCGGCGCUGCAGUACGAGGCCCCGAUCCUGCACUCGGAUCUGCGGCGUGGAUGCCAGGGCAGCCCAGCUGAGGCGAGCGCGGCGCCGCCCCAGGGGAUCCUCUAGGGGCCGUGCAGCGGCAGCGCGCUCAGCCGGCCCUGUGCAGAGGGCCUGCCUCAGCAGCGGGGCGCCGCGGCCAGGCCGGGGCCUCGGCUCCUCCGAGCAAGCGGGGGGCGAGCCGGGCUGAGGGUGAAGGGCCCUUGAGCCGGGGGAGACGCUGCUGGGCUGGGAGCGGGGCACCUGGGCUGGGCCUCAUGGUGAGGAGGCGGAGCAGGAGCCGGGAUUUGGGACCGCCCGUCUGCCUGGGGGGCGGGAGCGGCUGGCGGAGCAGCAGUAGCGGCAGCUUGGGCCGCAGGGAGACGCCUGAGCGGCUGCCCCUGAGCAUGGCGGCGGCUGCUCCUCCCGCGGGCGGCGGGGGCUGCUGCCCGGCCGGGCCCGGCGGCGGCGGCGGCUCGGUGCCCGUGCUCUUCUGCUUCUCGGUCUUCGCCCGGCCCUCGACCGUGCCGCACGGCGCCGGCUACGAGCUGCUGAUCCAGAAGUUCCUGAGCCUCUACGGGGACCAGCUCGACACGCACCGCAAGUUCGUGGUGCAGCUCUUCGCCGAGGAAUGGAGCCAGUACAUCGACCUGCCCAAGGGCUUCCUGGUCAGCGAGCGCUGCAAGGUGCGCCUGGUGCCGCUGCAGAUACAGAUAACUACAUUGGGCAACCUGACACCUUCAAGCACUGUAUUCUUCUGUUGUGAUAUGCAAGAAAGAUUCAGACCUGCUAUCAAAUAUUUUGGUGAUAUCAUCAGUGUAGGACAACGAUUGCUCCAGGGUGCACGGAUUUUAGGAAUUCCGGUCAUUGUGACAGAACAGUAUCCCAAAGGCCUUGGAAGCACCGUGCAAGAAAUUGAUUUAACAGGAGUUAAACUUGUGCUUCCAAAAACAAAAUUUUCUAUGGUAUUGCCAGAAGUAGAAGCUGCAUUAGCAGAUAUUCCUGGAGUCCGCAGUGUUGUCUUGUUUGGAGUAGAAACUCACGUGUGCAUCCAGCAAACAGCGUUGGAAUUGGUUGGCAGAGGUCUGGAAGUUCACAUUGUAGCAGAUGCCACCUCAUCAAGAAGUAUGAUGGACAGAAUGUUUGCUCUUGAGCGUCUUGCUCGCACUGGAAUAAUAGUUACCACUAGUGAAGCCAUCUUGCUGCAGCUGGUAGCUGAUAAAGACCAUCCAAAAUUCAAAGAAAUUCAAAACAUCAUUAAGGCAAGUGCUCCAGAGUCAGGGCUCCUUUCCAAAGUAUAAAGAGGGCUUUUUGAAAGAGCAGCACAUUGUCAUCUUUAAGGAAGAACUAAAGUUGUAAGCAGAUACAUGUGCACACUCUCACACUAACUUCAGUAGAAAUAUAAAACUAAAAGUUGGCGUAUUUGUGCUUGCCUUAGCAAAAUUUGUCUGGGUGCCAGUGUGUUCUGUUUAAUCAGAGCUGUCAAAGACCUUGAGUACCACGAGAUGCUUUUAUUGUCAGAUGCUCUAUUAUUUAUUAAAAAAAAAAAAACUUAACAGAGGUGCCUGUUAGUCUGUACUAUAUCCACUGAUUGUUACACUUCUCCAAAAAGUGCACAUUUCUGUGAAAUCUCUCUUGAUUGUUCACUUUGCAAAAGUGUACUGUGAUAUUCUGCUUCACUUUUGUAUUGAUUUGAAAUGUGAUGUGAUAAUAUGCUUUAACUUUGUGCAUAAAUUAAACUAUUUUAAUAGAGAAUUUCAAUAGUAUAAAAUAGAUGGACUACGUGUUUACAUUGUUUGUUUGUCUUUUAGAAUAAAAGCUAAAUGCUUGUCUUAUUCAGUAGACAAACCAAGUAGCUCAAGCAGCAAUCUAGGCUUAAUUAUUUUGUAUAGCUGAAGUGGACUAUGUUGAUUCUUGAUUAUUCCAGACUUUUGACUCCCUAAUCCUGUUUUAAUGUUCUGUACUUCAACUACAAGUUCCAGAUGGAAGCAGUCAUUGGGUCACUGCUCCUUUCAAAAUUAUAAAGAAAUCUGUCAAUUUGUUAAUGAGAUGAUCUAAAAGAUUGGUUUACAGUAAUUCACAACUAGUGGGAGACUACCAGCAUUUAAAAUUGAAAAAAAAAUCUUAAACUCUUUCAGUUUCAAUUACUGAAAGCUAAUUAUUUCUAGAAAUGUCCUCAGAUUUUUUUAAUCCUUUUAUGACUAGAUUUAAUAAACUCCAUCUGGUUUCUGCAUUAAGCCAAGCAAGCCCUGAAAAAACUUUUCUAGUGUGUUGCAGACUUCUGCAGCACUGAUGUUGGAAUUUGAUUGGAAUCUAGCCUAAAAGCAUAAAAAAGAAACAUCUGUAACUUGGUGCUAUAUAUUUUGUAGCUGGAACUAAACUUUAACACAAUUGUUCUUCUUGAAGGCACCAUCUUCAUGUUGAAAUGGGUUAAAAUUUGUUAUGUAACGUUUACAACAAGAAUGUAACUUUAAAACCUUUUGGGUUUUUUUGUUUUGUUUUUUUUUAAGGAGAUGAAACAAAAUAUUGAACACUGAUCUUUUAGGUAUAAAAUACUGAUCUUUUAGGUAUAAAAAUUACAGUAAAUGUAUUGUUUGAAAUGAUUUAUUUUCCCCACAAGAUGGCUCUAAAAGAAUUGUAUAACCUUUAUAUGUUUAAAGCAAAUAAAAUGUUAACAUUUACUUUC
This is a messenger RNA of Dermochelys coriacea (leatherback sea turtle), 2863 nucleotides long. It is a transcript of the gene ISOC1, whose product is annotated as isochorismatase domain containing 1. NCBI's taxonomy places the organism in Eukaryota, Metazoa, Chordata, Testudines, Dermochelyidae. The transcript is spliced from 5 exons. Gene Ontology annotation, cellular component: cytoplasm. The record is from RefSeq and is a predicted model, not a curated record. Bases 456 to 1478 code for a protein of 340 amino acids.